UAUGGCGGUGGAACAAUGGUUAAUGGAUAUUCUCGUUCAUCUCAAACGCGCAAGGAUAAACGAAAAACCAAAGAAUACACAUUUAACUACGUGGAUCGCGUACGUUUGGGUCAAAGUUCGUUACAAAAACAAUAUCGUCCCCCAUGCGGUUCUGGUUGGCGCCAAAAAUCCAUUUCAAAUUUAGACCUAUCAACUAAUCGUCAUUCUUCGAGUCAUUACAUCGAAGAAGAUCGUCGAUUACGUCCAAGUCGAUCGCUUGACUAUAAACACACUACACACAAAGAAGACACUUUAGAUAUAGCUGAAUUUUAUUGGCGAAUCGAUCCAGAGAAAGACUACGAAAAAAUACAACACAAUUACGUUGAUGAAAGUGGUUAUCACUCAACAAAUCUAUACAAUCAACAACAACAACAACAACCAUUUGACAUUGGAAACGAGUCAUGCAGCUUACGUCGUUCGAGAAGUUUGGCAGUAAUUCGUGAGGAGACAUUUAGUGAUUUACAAAUUUCAUCGGCAAACAGUCAUCACAGGCGAUCGCAGCUAAUACCCCGUGCUAGGUUAGUGAAUCGAGGCUUUUUUGAUGAACGAUUCACAAGUUCUAAACAACCAACCUACUACCACCACCAUCAUCACCAACAUCACCACCACCAACAUCAAUCCUCAUCAUCGUCAACACUUGACCGGGCACUUGCGGCUUCCGGCGACACCCCCCACCAUUCACCACCGCCAAUUCUAGUUGUUGCACAACCUCCCGAAACAACAACCAUAACACGUGAAUCCGAUGAAUAUUACGAGAAUCUCAAACGAUUAGACGCUCAUCAGCAAUCAAUCUGGCAAAACGAGAAAAGCGACUUGGAGAGCUUAAACUCGGAAUACUUUAGAAAUUCAUUACAUCAAAGUGAUUCAAAUUGUGGCGGUACAAUUGGAGGCGGAGUAGGGCGGGAAGAAAAACAACGAUUAUAUCAAUCUCGAAGCCACAAGUCAACCUCUCAUCGAAAGUAUUCAUCACAAUUCUGUGGCGAAGAGUCGUCGUGCCCUGAACUGAGUCAGAGUAGUGUUUUCCCCGAGACAACAACUACCAGCAAUUCCGACGAUCAAUCGGAUAGUUUAACAGUGUCGGAACAAGAAUACGAUAUUGAAAGAGUUGAAGAAAUCCUUAGUAAAGUUUACAACGAAAAAUUCGAAGUUAUCAGUUUGACUGAAGAACAGAAUCAAAAACGGUCCGAAAACACCGAUGAACAAGGUGCCUUGAUUGCCUACGAUUCGGUUUAUCUUUCGUCGGAAGAAAGUUCCGAAGGAACCUUAGUUGAAGGCGGCAAACAAGAAACUCCUUCACUUCUUCACAUUUCGAUCGAAGAUAUCUACGAUCCUCCGGAAAGACCCGAAGUUAUCGAAGAAAAACCGAUAGAAAAUCCUUUGUAUUCUCAAGUUCAUCGAAUACCAUCGGCAAAUCAAUCUGUCGACACAAAGCCGAAAAUUCUAGCACUUGUCGAGAAAAAGAAGAAACUUAAACGGUUUUCUGACUACGCUGUAGUUCCCCGACGAGAAUCGAAAGGAGUCAUUGAACAUUUAACCUACGUCUCAGCUCACAACACUCAUCAACUAAUCGAUAACCAAUACUUUAGUCUACCCGACGUUAAUAUCGGCAAAAGUCUCAAAGUUUCAGAACGUAUUGAUGCCAAAUUACGGUCAUCGUACAAUAUUAAAGAGGAAUCCCCAGUUCCUCCCGAAACCAUUACUGAUUCUAUAAAACGUUUCGGUCGCGCUCAUAAAAAAGUCCGCCAACGCGAAGAAGACAACAACAAUACAAACUAUCGCUCAGAAAUCGAAGAAGUCGAAGUUGAAAAACCCAGAGGAGCUGCUUCCAUUCAAGUUGAAACCUUUACCAAAGAAAUAAUUGCUACCGAAACAGACACAAACGCAUCAGCAGACAGCAACACUUUCAUCGAAUUAAGUCAAUUUAGAAUAAUUGUAACAGACGCCCAGAAUAAUAUUAUCGAAGAGGAUUCAAUUGAUGGCAAUAGUGUCCCAUCGCUACCAACAAGCCUAGAUAUUACCGAAGUGCAGCAAAGUGUUGCUGCUAAUGGAAGUCAAUCUAAGUCGAAACAGCAGCAGGAGAAUCAGAAGGAAGAUAAAUUAAUUGAACAACCAACACCUCCACCACCACCACCAACAACCCCAACCCAACCAAAGAAAUCGACUCUCUGUCGAACUCCUUCGAAAUCAAAGAAAUCAACCGGGACUGUUGUUCAUUCAGAAGUGUGCAAAGCAAAGGAUAGACGAUUGUAUGGCACAUAUCGGGCUAGACCAAUUAAAGUCAAACCAAACGAUUCUCUAAGGCGUGUUGGCAAAAUGUCACGACCACAAGUUAUUCAAGUUGUCGAUUCAAAGAAGUCGGAAACUAAACAACAACAACAACACCCUCUAGCGGGAAAACAAGCUGAAGAUGAAUUUCUACAAAAAGUCGAUGCAAUUCGAUGUUAUUGGUCGAAAAUGAGUGAAGAAAUCAAUCAGCAAAAGAACAAAGAAAUUCUUCAACAAAAAGACGAAGAAAAGUCCUCCAAAAAGGACUUUAUAAUUGGUGACGAAGUAAAAUGUGUCAAACCAACACCGCCAAUUUUUAACGAAGAUGAUUUUACAAGUUUAAUGCCGUCAAUAGAAAUCGUCGAACUUGAUGGUGAUAAACAAGCGACAAUCGUGAAAGCAAAUGCUGAUGAACCAGUACCAGAAUUUGAUCAUAUCCGUUACAAAGUUAUGAAGCCGAAUUUAUUCCGCAGCAACAUCCUAAAUCGCAGCAAAAAGGAAGCACAAUUCGAUGGUUUAAUUCAGUAUUUGCAAGAAUAUAGUUUUCAAGAGUUGCUGACAAAUAAUAAUGUUGUUAUUGUCGAACCGGUACGAACGAAAAUUGAAAGACCCUCCAAGGAUUUACAAUUUGAUGGUGGAUAUCAGCAACAACAACAACAAUCGAGCAUAACGAAGGGUGGACAAAAUUGUAAAAUUACUGGUGGAGCUGGGAAUAACUCCUGUCACACAAGUUUGAGUACCACAAAUUCCACUCCGAUUGGAGUGGGAGCAACCACUGAGAGUCACAACAAAUUAAGCAAACGACAUUUCUUCUACCAGCCAGUUCGGGUCAAUCGGGAGUUGUUGGAGGAGGAACUACCCACACCGGAUACGGUGAGAAAUGUUCGAAAGUUCUUCGAGGAGAAUGUCCUGCCGAAUGGUAGUAAACAGAGAGAUGAGUCAGGGCUGUCGCCGGAGGUGCUAACCAACGACAGACAACUGAAUAAUAAUGAAGGACGAAGGGCAACAGGACACCAACAACGUUUGCGAUAUUUAACCAUUGAUACAUCGUAUGGUAAUGGCCAAGUAAAUAACAACAACAACAACAACCAGAGUAGUGCAACUAUAACGCCUGGAACAUUGAGAAAAUGGGAUUCGGUGAGUUUGUCGAGUGGUAUAUCGAGCGGUGAUUUAUCAUCGCCAUGUGAGUGCAGUAAUGGAGGAGCCUCUACUGUCGACGGAAGAAGAUCUCCUUCUGCUGCACAACAACACCUCCAUCAGAGGAUGAAGGAUGACAACAAUGAGCCGCAGGAGGCCGAGACUGAAAUACGAGGUGGAAUGCAUGUACGGGAUUUUAUAAGGAGGCAUAAUGCUUGUGGUUCACAGGAUUCAAAUGGAUUAUGUGGUUAUUAUAUGGAUGGUGGGGAGGACUGUGUAGAUGGUGGUGGAGUUGAAGGUGAACGAGAGACAGAUGAUCUGGAGGAUGAAGAAGACGACGAGGUCGACAUGGUGGAUGAUGAACUAUGUGAAUCGUAUUAUGUCAGUGAGGAUGUUCUUGAAAAGAUACGAGAAUGUGGUUCCACUGUUACGUACUACGGUGGUCGUGUUAUGAUGCACAGUCCACCGGCUACGGGUGCAACAUUGCGUAUCCCUCGUUCCAAAAUAGAAUUUCUCACAUGCAAUUCAUGUCAGCCGAACGAAUGCCCGCAUAAGGAUCAAUUACACGACCAGUUACUUGCUCAACAAAACUAUACUGGAAUCAAAUUCAAACUUGUCAAAUCGAAUAGCUGCAGCAGUCGCCUCGAAUUGAUCGGCACUCAGAAACACGUCGGCAAUCACUAUCCUGACACCAUUGGCGAGGACGAUUCCAUAGACGACAACAACACAGGCACAACAAACAACGAUGAAUACGACGAUGGAGAGCCUCUAGUUCGACGACUUGUUCAUCGACUGGAAACAACCGGCAACAUAAACAAAUACACAGGACCGCGAAUCAUAGAAUCCCAAUGCAUUGAGAAGAUACCACAUCGUCGUCCCACGAGCCUAGUCGUUGAACGACAAAAAACCGAGACAACCGCCAACCACAAACGUUUUUCUGAAGGAUUCACAAUUAACAAUCAAAUGGUUGGCAAAAUCCCAGAACAGAAUCAGUCUCAAGCAUCACAGCAGGUUCCUAAACAAGUAACCGUCAAUAAUCAUAUCAAUGUCCCAAUCGAGUCGUCCUUGUCGAGUCCUUGUUUUACAUCCUCUGCCAUGGACAUUCGUUUGGUCGAGAAGGCAGGAGGUAUCGAACAAGCUAAGCUUGCAAAUGGCAAAAUUCGUCGCAAUAAAAAUGUUGACUUGGCAUUCACCAUGAAAGGACCCAAUGGAACUUUAAAAAAUGUUUCCUCUUCCUCUGGUGUGGAAAAUUUUGCUGCACGGAAUAACACCACUUCAGAAAAGACCGAUAGAAACUAUCGCAAUUCUGCAAAGGAUUUGAGAGAUUUAGCAAAAAAUUUCAACAUAACCGAACACUUCGAUGGUCACCUGCCGAUGAAGCAAAAGGACGAAGAAUUGACAGCAGAACCAUCCUCGAAUACGACAGGAAAAACCUCCUUAUCCUCUUCCACUCCAUCUGAAUUGAUUGUGGACAAAACUUUGGUGCGGCACUAUGUGACAAAUGAUAAACGAUUGUUUUCCAAACCCAAAUACGACGACAUCGAAUUCGAGGAAUUCGAGGUGUACGACCCCCUCAAGGAUGCAACUGCCAAAGCGGAACAACUAGUCGACGGCUUGGCGGAGGAUAUUACGCGUGCGGUGUCGGCAACUUCUUCAUAUGAGCUCAAAUCGUCGUCGACGAAUAACGACGAAUGUUGUUAUGAUAGUCUAGACGAUAAAAUUUAAUAUCGAGUCGAGUCGACGAAAAACAAAAAAAAAGGACAUAAAAAAGGAAGUAAAAACAGCGAAAAAAGUUAUCAAAAUAAUUCAUUCAUAGUCAUAAUAGUCUUUAUUUUUUGUAUUUUUAUUUUUUUUUUUUUUUGUAUUAUUGUUUAAUCAGUAUUGUUAUUGUAUUUUAUUAUAAAAAAAUUAGAAACAAAAAAAUGUGCUACGUGAACGUACUUAAAAAGAGGCAAAUGCGGCAUAGUGUUUUCUAUGUAAUAUCAGUAAAUGGCCAAAAAAUAAAGUAAAUUAUCCAAAGUAUAUAUUCUAUUUAGAAAAAAAAAAAAAUA
This is a messenger RNA of Episyrphus balteatus (marmalade hoverfly), 5492 nucleotides long. RefSeq names its product protein javelin. The transcript has 6 exons. The coding region runs from base 16 to 5166 and encodes 1716 amino acids. Lineage: Eukaryota; Metazoa; Arthropoda; Insecta; Diptera; Syrphidae. The record is from RefSeq and is a predicted model, not a curated record.